GUCCUGGCGUGCCUUUCACAUGCCCAGCAGCCGGCAUCCGCAACCGAGACCCUGAGCUCGAGCUCGGAUCCCUGCGCCCCACGCGUCACUGCCGCUGCCGCAUCUCCCACAUCAACAGGCUACAACCACACCUACAGCACCCGGAACACACGCUCACUCACAAUGGCAGCUUCCUUCGCGCCCUACCAAGACAUCCCCGAGACCCAGCGCGCUCUCUCCCCUCCCCUCGCGUCCCCGCGGCGCUCCGCCGACCGCCCCCGCAAUAUCUCCGCCGUCGCCUCGCCGCCGACGCGCGCCUACGAGCAGCACGAUUACUUCGGGGCGGGCGACGAGUCGCCCGAGACCGAGAGCGGCACAUGGAACACGCCAGCGGCGUCGCAGCCGCUCGGGUUCGGCGCACCGCGCGAGGACGUAGAUAUGUUUACGACGAGCCUGGGGCUGCGGAUGGACUAUGAGGCGUGUCUUGCGUAUCUGUUGCUGCCGCCAGCGGGGGGCGUGUUGCUGCUUGUGAUGGAGCAUCAGAGUGACUAUGUCAGGUUCCAUGCAUGGCAGAGUAGUCUGCUGUUUGCGUUUGUGUUUGUGCUGCAUGUUAUUUUCAGCUGGUCGAAGUUUAUCAGUUGGGUCAUGGUGGUGGGAGAUGUGGGGAUGAUUGGGUGGUUGACAUGGAGGGCAUAUCUGGAUGCGGCGAAUCUUGAUCGGUAUGAAGUGCCCUUCUUUGGACCGCUGGCAAGUUCGAUUUUAGACGACGAGUAGACUGACCCAUCUGCU
Boeremia exigua is the source of this 768-nucleotide messenger RNA. RefSeq lists its product as uncharacterized. The transcript has 2 exons. The record is from RefSeq and is a predicted model, not a curated record. Lineage: Eukaryota; Fungi; Ascomycota; Dothideomycetes; Pleosporales; Didymellaceae. The coding region runs from base 163 to 753 and encodes 196 amino acids.